GGUAGGCUCAACGACUACCGAGCCCAGCGCGUCGUCUGGCUCCUCGAGGAGCUCGACCUAACCUAUACCGUCAGACCAUUCCACCACACCCCCAGCGGCCUCGCCCCCCGCGAGCUGGAAAAGGUCUACCCCCUAGGGACAUCACCCAUCCUGACAAUCUCGUUACCUCACCGGGAACCUCAUCUGCUUCACUAUGCAGAGGGGAGCUUCGCGCUGACGUUGGUGGUCGGGGUGAUCUUGGCCGACAGUCUUUGGCAGCAACAAAAUCCCCUUCUUCCUCCGCCCCAUCACCGGGUUCGUCGCCGACAAGAUCUACAAGGCGUUUGUCGUGCCCCACUGCGGAGAAGCACCUCGCCUUUUUGGACGGAAUGCUCGCCACUUCGCCUUCUGCUGCUGGCGAUGAAGAAGGCGAGAGGUAUCUCUGCGGGGGGAUUCCUGACCGCGGUGGAUAUCCUGCUUAGCUUCAACUUGGCCACUGCCAGGGACGGGGUGGGCAAGGUGAUGGUCUCUGCCGGCGAUGGCAAGGCGGGCAAGAUACCCCUGUGGGACACGAGUACCCGCGGGUGGGCGAGUAUUUGGAGAGGCUGCAUCGGGAAAGGGGGUAUCUGA
This is a messenger RNA of Podospora anserina S mat+, 609 nucleotides long. RefSeq lists its product as uncharacterized. The record is from RefSeq and is a predicted model, not a curated record. Lineage: Eukaryota; Fungi; Ascomycota; Sordariomycetes; Sordariales; Podosporaceae. The transcript has 3 exons. The annotation marks the transcript as partial.